Molecule: messenger RNA, 960 nt
Organism: Thecamonas trahens ATCC 50062
Lineage: Eukaryota; Apusomonadida; Apusomonadidae
Exons: 2
Coding region: 1-960 (319 amino acids)
Source: RefSeq, a predicted model, not a curated record
AUGGAGGAUCUUCCGCAUGAGGACGAUUCAGAUGUUGAAGCAAGGCUGGGCACUGUCUUUUACGAGAACUUUCGCCUGCCCAUCUCGUCCAUCAUCGACAGGCUGGAGAAGGAGACCGAGCUUCGCAUCAAGAUCCAAGGCAGGCUGGCUCGCCUCCAGGCCUAUGUCGAGGCAGCAGGUGGGGAUCUUGCUAGCAACGCGGCACCGCUCCUUGCAGGGCCGGACCGGAGUGGCCGGGGUGGUCCCGCUGCGGUCACCCAGGGCCGCAACCGCUCCAUUGAGAUCGCCGACACGCCGCCGGCCUCGGUCGCCGACUCGUCGUCGGACUCGUCCGAGUCAUCAAGCUCGGGCGUGCUCCUCCUACCGUCGCCGCCGCAGGCUGCUGUGGCAUCGUACAUUCCGCGGCUGACACCGGUGGCGUCACCGGCGCCGCGCGCGCCGGCCAUGGCACCGGCGCCGGCGCUCUCGCCUCUGUCGCCGUCGUCGCCGCUCUCUCCGACCCCGCGCUCGCGACCGCCGCCGUCCCCACUCCUCUCACCGGUUCUCCGCGCGGCGUCGCCAAGCCCACCGCUACCGACGUCGCCGCCACCGCCGCGGCCCGGGCCAUCGCCAGCCGACAUUGAGUCGAUGGUGGAGGACCGUCUCAAGACCCGUCUUGCAGCCGCCACAGAUCGGAUCCGUGCGCGGCUCAAGGCCCAGCUCACCGCCACCGUCCAGGCCAGGGUCGAGGCCGAGCUUGCAGCCUGGGCCGACACUUCCCCCGGCGCAGACGAACGAUCUCGCGCUCGAGCCACCGCCGACGCCGCUGCCGAACGUGCGCUGCGGACCAAGCUUGAGAUCCGCAACGCCCGGCUCCACGCCCGGAUCGUCGACCUCAUGGCCAUUUUGCACUUGAGCGAUGUGCCGCGGCCAGGGCCCGGCGCGCCGGCAUCACCGUCGUCGCCGCCGCCGCGGUGGUGA